Habropoda laboriosa is the source of this 2751-nucleotide messenger RNA. RefSeq names its product rho GTPase-activating protein 44-like. The transcript is spliced from 9 exons. Gene Ontology annotation, molecular function: protein binding; GTPase activator activity. NCBI's taxonomy places the organism in Eukaryota, Metazoa, Arthropoda, Insecta, Hymenoptera, Apidae. Gene Ontology annotation, cellular component: intracellular anatomical structure; cytoplasm. Gene Ontology annotation, biological process: signal transduction; regulation of Rac protein signal transduction; positive regulation of GTPase activity. Bases 88 to 2751 code for a protein of 887 amino acids. The record is from RefSeq and is a predicted model, not a curated record.
UUAAAGUCAGCAAGUAACAAGUGAUUCUAAUCCCGUAGAUUAAAUUUUAAUUUUAUUUGCAUAACAAACGUUAAGUGCUUCUCAAUCAUGAAGAAACAAUUUUUCAGAGUUAAACAGUUCGCCGAUCAAACAUUUUCUAGAGCUGGCAAAACUGAAGUACUUACAGAUGAUUUACAAGCUGCAGAUAAACAUGUAGAGCAAAUUAGGAUGGCCCUUAUUGGAUUAAACAAAAGACUUGGUAAUCCAUCAAAUCAAGCUAUGACACAAGACAUUGCACUUAAGGAAAAGCGAUUGAAAAAGUGUCCAGAAUAUAUAUUAGGACAAACAAUGUUGGAAAAUGCUCCUGAAGAUGGUCUUAUGAAUUUUACUUUAUUGGAAUGUGGUCAUGCACAGAUGCAUUUAGCAAAUGAAGCAAUUGAACAUGAAGCAAAAGUUGAACAAUAUGUUGCAAUUCCUCUUCAACAUAUUUUAGAUACAGUUGUACCAAAUAUACUAAAACAUAAAAGAAAUUUGACUCGAUUAAUUUUGGACAUGGAUAGUGUUAGGACAAGAUAUCUACAAGCCAGCAAGCAUAGUGCUAGUGCAGGUGCAACGAAGAUAGAUAAUUUAAGAGAAGAAUUAGAAGAUGCAGAAGCUAAAGUUGAACAAUGUAGGGAUCAGUUAGCUGCAGAAAUGUUUCAACUUAUGUCACAAGAAACUGAAUUAGCACACACUAUUAUACAAUAUGUAAAACUUCAAAGAGCUUAUCAUGAAAGUGCUCUGCAUUGUCUUGAAGAACUUAUUCCUGGAUUAGAAAGCUACAUUAAUGAUAAUGAAAUGAAACCAGUUUAUGGUUAUCCCCUUGAAGAACAUCUUAGAGUAACUAACAGAAAAAUAGCAUUACCUAUUCAAUUAUGCGUGUCUGCAUUGCUACGAUUAGGUAUGGAAGAAGAGGGUCUUUUUAGAAUAGCUGGUGCUGCAUCGAAAUCACGACGAAUCAAAUUAAGUCUAGAUGCAUGUUGCCUCACAUUACCAACUGCUCUAGAAUAUAAAGACCCACAUGUUAUUGCUGGUGCAUUAAAAUCUUAUUUGCGAGAACUUCCUGAGCCACUUCUAACUUACAAAUUGUAUCCUGAAUGGAUGGCAGCUGCAAAGAUAACUCAAAAUGAAAUAAGAUUGAGAGCCCUUUGGGAAGUGUUACAUAAGUUACCACAAGCAAAUUUAGAAAAUUUACGGUUCCUAAUUAAAUUUUUAGCUGUACUCACAAAAAAUCAAGAUAUAAACAAAAUGUCGCCUCAAAACAUUGCAAUUGUAAUUGCACCUAAUUUAAUAUGGAGUCCACAAGAGGAUGUAAAUACAAUGGUAAUGAAUAUGAGCACAGCUAACAACUCUAGUCUUAUAGUUGAUCAACUGAUUACAUAUGCAGAUUGGUUUUUUCCUGGUGAAAUAGACUUUGAUCGUGAUUUAGAUGUCGGCAUUAUAAAUGGUUCAGAAAAUCAAAAUAUAGGUAUGCGUCGUUGCAUUUCCAAUAGCAGUCUUAGUGAUCAUGGUGAAAGUCCACCACAAGGUAGUCCUAAACCAGCAGCCCGUAGAAAAAAUAAACCUGCACCAACUCCACCAAAUAGUACUACCCCAGACAAACAUGAUAAAAAAUCUGAUGAUAAACCACCACCUGCACCUGAUAAACCACCCAGACCUUUAACAUCAGCAACUCUUAAUCGCAUAACAUGUAAAACUCAAAAACAUGAAACAGUAAAUACUGAAUCAAUCAUGAAGCACGAAAAUAAUACAGAAAAACAAGAUGGAAAUACAGAAACAGAAAUUAAACAACAGAACAUUGAAGCAAAUGCAAUUACAGAUUCUCUAUCAGGUAACUCUUCAGAAUGUACUACUGAAAUACAAGAUGAAUCACACAAUAUAAACACAGAAACUGAAAGAGGUAACCAAGAAGCCCAAAAGAAUGAGAAAAAGUUAAAUGCUCCUAUUACUUCUGAAAGAAAUACUGUAGAAAAUGCAUCAUGCAAUAAGUUUGUUAUGGAAUCAGAUAAUUCAGAAACUUCUACACAUAAAUUAAAAGUGAUACCAACAGAAAAACCACAUUGUUCUACAUUGGAAAGACGAAGACCAGUAGCUGCACCAAGAAGUAUAACUAAUAUAGUACAUAAUGCAGAAGAAACCGUAGAGUUACGUAAAAAGUCGGAUAGUAACAACCCGGUGUGUUCAAGUACACUUGAUAGAAGCAGUAAACCAGCUGUACCAGAACGACCAGCCGGAUUAGUUCGUCCCUCAAGUCUUAUCAAACAACAACCGCGUCACAGUAGUGAAAAUUUAGACACUGAAGCAGGGCCUUUAACUUUGGAAAGAGCUCAUGUAUAUUCAGUGGACAAACAACAGGUCAGUAUAAUACAAGUGCGUGGAAAUGGCAGUGUGUUCUGCACCUCGGGCAACAACAAUGGCAACGCGGCUUCGAACUUACAGAGAAGCCCCAGUGUAGGUAGUCGACCUUCAUCUAUGUCCUUGUACGGUGAACGACCAGAAAAGCCAGCCAAAUUGAAUGCUCCGGAACAAACAAAAGCUCACGUGCGAACCAGAUCAGAAGGAAAUAUUAUCGAUGUGCAAACUCAGACUGAGACGGUAAUAACUGUGAAAUCACCACAACAACCUGUUCCGGCUUCCCCGAGAUUUCAUCAGAGGCCUCCACGGCCACAACCACCGCCACCACCUCCACCUACUGCGCGAUUUAAAUUAGAACAAGAAAGUACUAAUCUCUAG